AAACCCUGCAAAUUUACAAAUUCCAAUACAGUCCUAGCCAUACGUAACAUUCAGGUUUCCAGAUACCAAAAUUAGUCGUUACUGAUGAAAGGUGAGGAACUGCUCCUCCGAUCUUGAUGCACUGAAGGGGGGAAUACCGCGGUUCAACUCCCUGCCGAUGAGGGGAAGACGAUCAUGUGGCUGCUUAGGUGACCUUGUUCUUAUUUUAAUUAGUCGACCUACCUGAUAAAUCAUAUAUCUAUUCUGGUUGACUGUCAUUGAUAUAGUUCACUCUUUCUCUUUGGUUGGCGUUGUUCUAGACAUAGACAAUCAAGGGCAAGCAAUAACACCUGAUCAGCCCAUAGAUACCUACCCGUCUCCGCAUUGUCCAACGAUAUUCUCCCUUUCCAGUCCCCCAACAAUUGCCACCAUGGUCGCUUCGAGUAUCCCCCCUCUCCAGUAUACUCCUAUUGAGCAUAUUCAGGGUCGCGUGUCUACGCUUCGCAAGACCUUUUUGGAGCAUAAGACCCGCGACCUUGAGUUUCGGUUGGUCCAGCUCCGGAAGCUCUACUGGGCUCUCAAGGAUCAUGAGCAAGAGAUCGCUGCUGCUUCGGCCUUAGACUUGAAUAAACCUCGCUUCGAAACCGAGAUUGCCGAGAGCGGGUGGUUGCAGAAUGACAUCGUGUUUGUGACUCGAAACUUGCGCAAAUGGGCCCAGGAUGAAAAGGCCGAGGAUAUCGAUCUUACCUUUAAAUUUAUGAGCCCCAAGAUCCGAAAGGAUCCACUGGGCUGUGUUUUGGUUAUUGGUGCUUUCAAUUUCCCCUUCCAAUUGACACUCGGCCCGGUCAUCGGUGCUAUUGCAGCUGGUAAUACUGUUGUGAUCAAGCCUAGCGAAAAUGCUCCCAACUGUGCUGUGGUCCUCCAGCGAAUUGUGGAAGCAUCUCUCGAUCCGUCCUGCUACACUGUUAUUCAAGGAGGGGUCCCCGAGACUCAAGCUUUGCUCGCUGAACGAUUCGAUAAAAUCUUCUUUACCGGCGGGGCCACUGUUGGCCGUAUUAUUGCCAAAGCAGCUGCUCCUCAUCUGACCCCGGUUGUGCUGGAAUUGGGUGGUAUCAACCCGGCCAUCAUAACCAAGAACGCCAAUCCGAGACUUGUUGCGCGGAGACUUCUAUGGGGUAAAUUGGUAAAUGCUGGCCAAAUCUGUACCUCACAAAACUACCUGCUGGUUGACAAGGAACUUGUCCCUGCUGUUGUGGAGGAGUUCAAGAAGGCCUAUAAGGAGUUCUAUCCUCAGGGAGCGAAAGCAUCGCCAGACUAUUCUCGUAUUAUUAAUGAGGGCGCAUUCCAUCGCAUCAAGUCGAUGCUCGAUCAUACUAAGGGUAAGAUCGUGAUGGGAGGUACAAUGGACGAAAAGGAGCUCUUUAUUGAACCAACCCUGGUUUUGGUGGACUCUGUCGAUGAUUCAAUGCUGGUGCAGGAAAGCUUCGGUCCUUUGAUUCCUAUCUUGCCCGUGGAGAACCUCGAAGAGGCAGUCAAUAUCGCCAAUGGAAUUCAGGCCACCCCUCUAGGUCUCUACCCGUUUGGAUCCAAGGCAGAUACUGAAAAGAUUCUCGCCACUACUCGCUCUGGGGGUGUCUCCGUGAAUGAUGCUGCUUUGCACAUCCCUACCCUUCCAUUCGGCGGUGUCGGUGAAAGUGGUUACGGCGCCUACCGUGGAAAGGCCAGCUUCGACGUGUUCGUUCAUCGUCGUCCCAUUACUAGCUCCCCCAGCUGGCUCGAAUCUAUCCUCUCGAUCCGCUACCCGCCAUACGCAGGCAAACUGAGCAAGUUCAAGGCAACUAGCACGCUUGCACCCGAUUUCGAUCGCAAUGGAAACAAGAUCCGAUUCGGCUGGCUACGUUAUAUUCUCACUCUUGGCGGAGGUACUGCAAAGGCUGGUGCUGGCAGGGCUGUCGUCGUUGCUGCUGGUAAGUGACAAUUUCGUCUGGUUCUUCGGAAUACUCGACAGAUAUUCCUGCCCCUUCCUUCUUUUCCCCCUUGAUACACCGCCCCGACCUUUAAAAACGCCUUAAUUCUUAUUAUCAUUACCUCGCCAGACCGAGAAUGAUCCCGGCCGAUACCCAAACCCACCCCCCUUUUGGAUUCUGGAAAACUUGGUUCUUCCAUUUGUCCGAUUUCCUUUCUAUCAUCUUUUUCGUCUGAGAUACCAUUUUGUUCAUUUUAUACCCAGCUACACUAUUGGCUUAAUAUUCUCCCAUUUAUGAUGGACUUACUCACAAGCUAUUUUUAAUAGUGGCCUAUCUCGUGCUCCAGGUUCUCGAGCGCCGAGCUUCGAAGCUUUAAUCUGAUCUAAUAACAUUGAAUUGAAUAUAUAACUUCUUGGUUGGCUAGUGUUAUCUACUAUCUUCUUGGACUGGAAAAGAUGAACAUGUAUUUAUUGUAUGAUUGGGAUUAUCAAGGAUCUUCAAGCUAGCUAGGUAGUGUGUUAAUCUACGAGUUGCUUUCACCUUCGA
Messenger RNA from Aspergillus alliaceus, 2492 nucleotides. RefSeq names its product hexadecenal dehydrogenase. The record is from RefSeq and is a predicted model, not a curated record. The coding region runs from base 410 to 1954 and encodes 514 amino acids. NCBI's taxonomy places the organism in Eukaryota, Fungi, Ascomycota, Eurotiomycetes, Eurotiales, Aspergillaceae. The transcript is spliced from 4 exons. Gene Ontology annotation, cellular component: cytoplasm. Gene Ontology annotation, molecular function: aldehyde dehydrogenase (NAD+) activity. Gene Ontology annotation, biological process: aldehyde metabolic process.